UUCCCUGAUUUUCAAUGUGGACUGACACUUAUGGACCCCCCACCCCAUAUGUGUGAAAGAGAGGGGUCUUGCAGAAAGCCAGCUCAUUACAUGUUUAUCAGUCAGUGAGAGAGUGAACAGAGAGCGUGAUGAGGGAAGAUAGUAGUUGGAUGACUUGUGGUUGACGGAGGGAGAGAUAGAAAGAGGGACUAUAUGACGAAAGACAGAAGUGUCACUGGAAUCCUGACAAAAACAGUGACAAAAGAGAAGAAAAAGAAGAUGGAUGAGAACCCAACUGUUUUUCAGGAAAUGGUCACGAUGCCAGAAGAACAGCCUCAGUUUGAUGAGCUAAAUCCAGUGGCCUGCAACAAGUGCCGCAAGCUCUUAUUGGUUGUCUUUGCCUUCUCUCUCUUCGCAACUGCGCUUGGUCUGGGGAUCUAUUCCCACCAUCAAAAGACUAAAGACCCCUGGACGUCACAAUGGAAAUCAGCUCCUCCUUGCCUUUCUCCUGCCUGUCUAAGAGCAUCAGAGAGUUUUUCAGUUGCAUUGGAUCCCUUUUCUCACCCCUGUGAUUACUACCUGUUGGCCUGUGGGGCUGGUGGAUCUUCCCCCAACAGGGGGAGAAAAAGAGAAAAGGGGGUCUCCAGUGAAGACAGUGGAGGACAGGACAAGAAAAGGGCAGUGAGGAGGGAAAGAUUGGUGGAGAUUAGAAGAGAGACGGAUGUUCAAGGAAAAAAUUAUGGACAGCAAGACAAGUUUCCAGACAGACAGACUGCUUUGCUGAAAGCCAUUAAAGAAGUACUAGAGGCUCCUGAUGAGGGUGUUUCUAUGAAUACAGCAGAGCAGAAGGCAAAGAAAUUCUUCAAAAGCUGCAUGGACUCAGAAUCCCCAGAGAAAGUGGGCUCAGAACCGUUCUUCACAUUACUCCAUCAGUUAGGUGGCUGGCCAGUAUCAGGUGGAUGGAAUCUGACAGAUUUUAACACCACACUGGCCCUGCUGAUGGGGCAAUACUCUACAUUUCCUUUUUUUAAUGUGUAUGUGGGGCCAGACUCCAGUGAUUCCAAUCAAUACUACAUACAGAUUGAUGAGCCACACUUUCAACUCCCCAUUGACUGGAAUAGCACGACACAUAAAUCCAAAGCUAGUUCACAGUAUUUGCGUCCAUUCUUGUCUUCCUGUGGUCAGUAUUUGACUCUCCUGGGCGUUCCCUCCAGUAGCUUCGGGACACACUGUGGUCUUUACAUCUCUCUGUUUACAAAUCUGGCUUUGGCCACAUCCCCUCGUUCCUACCGCCUCAGUCAGCAGUUACUCUACAACAGAAUUACCAUUCAAGAGCUACAGACUCUUGCACCAGCCAUUGAUUGGAUUGCUUGCCUGCAAGCCACAUUUCAGCCUCUUCCUAUCAACCAAUCAGAUCUUGUUUUAGUGCACAAUCUUCCGUACAUCAUCCACAUGUCCAAGACUAUCAGCCAAUGGCAAGUCCAGCAUGAGAUUAUGGGCACUCCUCUUCAUACAUACAUGAUCUUUAAUCUUCUGCAAACACUAAUACCUGCACUGGACUCAAGGUUCAAUCAAAUAAGGAGAAACUUUUCCAUUACAACUGGAGACACACAGGAGGACAUACCACGCUGGUUGAAAUGUGUCCAGCAGACAAAGCGAGGGUUUGACACCUUACUCGGUCAUGUGAUCAAAGAAAGACAUACACAGAAAGAGAUAUCUUCCUCUCCCUACCAGGCUGAAGAAUUGAUUCAUGAUAUUUACUCGUCCCUCAAGAUAAAACUGGCAGAUAUGAGUUGGAGGGACAUGAAUUCAUCAGGUGUUAUAUUGAAUAAGAUAACAUCUGUCACUCCAAGUCUCUCCACUAAAACAGAUGCCCUGAGUCAUACAGAACUCAACCAGAUCUAUGCAGAGGUGUUUAUGCGUGAGGAGGAUUACUUCUCCAACUACCUGGAGGUGCUGGGACUGGAACAGAAGAGCAGGAGCAGAUUGCUCUCACACGGCAGACAAACUGAAGGUUUAUCUAUCACUCCAUUUCUCUCUGGUAAUGACAUCAUCAUCCCUGCUGGAAUGUUUGUGUCACCUUUCUUCCAUCCCUCGUAUCCCAGGGCAGUGAAUUAUGGGACACUGGGAUCUUUGAUGGCUAAAGAUCUUCUCCACCUUCUGCUGCCUGAUAUCCACACACAAGCCAAGAAUCCAGAGUUGGAGAGUGAAUGUGUGUGGUUUCAUUAUCUGAGUGUGACCGAGGGUCCGGGACGGGUUGGUGCUUUCUCUCUUUCCCCCUCUAAACAACAGGAGGUUUGGGUGCAGUAUACCGCUCUACAAGUAGCACUGCAUGCUUAUAAGACAAGUUUCACUAGGCAUCCUGCAGACUCAUCUUUAUCAGGGCUCUCUUACGCUCACCUCUUCCUCUCAUCCUUUAUUAAGGUAAGCUGUGAUGCUGACUCCUACCGUGAGUUCAUGCCCUUUGAACCAUCCUUCCUGGUGACAGUUCUGUGUUCGAAUACAAGCAUCUGCCCAAAACCACUGACCUGCCUGAAUAAAUACCAGAAUUCUCCUCCUGAGAUGUGUCAGAGUCGAACACUGCCCUGAAUCUGGGAGUAGCACAUGCCUCCUGAGACCUGUAGGAGCUUGUGUGGGACUGUUGAACCAUUGGAGCUGCUCAUUGUUUAAUGAAUGGAGUUGGAGAGUCUGAAUGAAAUGGAGAGUCAUCCUUGCUGAAAAGACCAGCUUAAGGCCUGUUCACAUUAAUUUACAUGCUGGUCUAGGAUGCUGGUUUGUGCUGGUUUAUUGCUGGUCUGGCUGGUGGAACAGCAUAGCCUGUUGCUCUCCAGCAAAACUGAUGAAGCUGGUCGACCAACAUGGUCUUUCUGGAGAAGCUGUUUGACCAAGGAAGUUUUGCUGGUUAUGAUAGCUAAUGGGGUUAUGAUAGCUAACGACUAAUGGGAAGAUAAAUAUUUAAUCGCACUAUGAUUUAGAAAUAUCAUAAUGGCAAAUUGAAGUAAAAUAUUAUCACUUGUGAUAAGUUAUGUAAGACAAGUUAAAAGCUGCUUUGUGGAUAUUGUCUCUCACACCCCUUACAAGAAUUUACCAUACUUUUACAAUAGUAACACUAGCUCUAGUAACUAUGGUGUUUUGGGGAAAAUAUGUAGUAGAUUCAUGCAGAAUAAUCCUAUUAGGGGAGUUAGGAAAAAU
Molecule: messenger RNA, 3171 nt
Organism: Myxocyprinus asiaticus (Chinese sucker)
Lineage: Eukaryota; Metazoa; Chordata; Actinopteri; Cypriniformes; Catostomidae
Product: kell blood group glycoprotein-like
Exons: 18
Coding region: 193-2568 (791 amino acids)
Biological process (GO): protein processing
Cellular component (GO): plasma membrane
Molecular function (GO): metalloendopeptidase activity
Source: RefSeq, a predicted model, not a curated record